Microtus oregoni (creeping vole) is the source of this 114-nucleotide messenger RNA. RefSeq names its product dolichyl-diphosphooligosaccharide--protein glycosyltransferase subunit 4-like. The record is from RefSeq and is a predicted model, not a curated record. NCBI's taxonomy places the organism in Eukaryota, Metazoa, Chordata, Mammalia, Rodentia, Cricetidae. The transcript has a single exon. Bases 1 to 114 code for a protein of 37 amino acids. Gene Ontology annotation, cellular component: oligosaccharyltransferase complex.
AUGAUCACGGACACGCAGCUCGCCAUCUUCGCCAACCUGCUGGGUGUGUCGCUUUUCUUGCUUGUGGCUCUCUAUCACUAUGUGGCUGUCAACAAUCCCAAAAAGCAGGAAUGA